AUGGAAUCCGAUGAUGAACUUGAUUGCCCUCUUUGUAUGGAGGAGUUUGAUAUUGCUGAUAGAAACUUCAAACCUUGUUACUGUGGCUAUCAGAUCUGUAGAUUUUGUUGGCACCAUAUUAGGGAAAACUUGAAUGGUCGCUGUCCUGCAUGUCGUCGAGAAUAUACUGAGGAAAUGGCACAGUUCAAACCUGUUAGUGCUGAUGAGUUACAGCGUAUAAAGAAAGAAAAGAAAGAAAAGGAAAAGCAACAAAAGGAUAUGGAAUCUGCCAACCGUCGUCAUUUAUCCAAUAUGCGAGUUGUGCAAAAGAAUCUGGUUUAUAUCAUUGGCCUUCAUCCCAAGCUAGCAACGGAAGAGAUUGUGCGCUCAAACGAUUAUUUUGGUCAGUUCGGUAAAAUCUCUAAAGUUGUCAUCAACAAGAAGCCUACGCUUCCUCCCUCGCAAAUCAGUAUAAAUUCUGCUCUACCAAGUGCUGCUGUUUAUGUCACGUACUACAGAAAAGAAGAUGCAGCAAAAGCUAUUGCUGCUGUCGAUGGAAGCUUGAUUGCUGAUCGAGUAGUUAGGGCUUCUUACGGUACCACAAAAUACUGUACUUAUUAUCUACGUAAUAUGACAUGUCCAAACCCGAAUUGUCUCUACCUCCAUGAGCAAGGAGAUGAUAUCGAUACUAUUUCAAAAGAGGAACUGGCCAAUAGUAAACACCACAUGCGCGACAUGCUCACUGAAGACGAUAAAUAUGAGGGAGUGAGUAGCAAACCUUAUCCAACAGCUUCAUCUUCUUCAACAACAACAACAGCAACAACAACAGCAGCAGCAGCGCAUGGUCACACACCAGCAGUAUCUUCAUCUUCAACAACGGCCGCACAGGCUCAUUCACAUCAGCCACGACCUCUUCUAUCGAGCGAAGAUUUCCCUGCCGUGUCAGCUAGUCUAAAAGGCUCUCAUAAGGCUACUGCAUCUUCCAACGCUGCCACCGAUGAUUCAGCGUUACCCGCUACAGCGUCAUGGGCUAAGAUGGGAGCUAGCAACGGUAGUACACCUUCUACACCUAUCAUGACGGUUUCUGAUGCUUUUGGACCUUCCUUAUCUGAUGCUGUAGCAGCAGCUCAGCAAAAGGCGCAAUUCCCACCAAUGCCUAAACGUAAAAGUGAAAAGAAGAAACGAAAGGAACAACAACAAAAGGCAGCGGCAGCGGCAGCCACAAUAUCUGAAGCUUCUUCUGUUGUUAGCGAACCAACAGGGUCUCAGAUGAUGAUGACCUCAGCUCAUAAUGAAGAUGAUCAGCAACAAGACAGAGACAACAAGAAAGAUACUCAAAACCAGAAGAAGGAAAAGACAAAGAAUAAGAAAUCACCUUCUAUAUUUGAACAAGGCUUGACUGGAUUUGUAUUGGGUCAAGCGUACCGGGAAGUAUUUCCUAUGUUGGACCCAGAAGUACUGCUACAACAGCAACAAGAAGAGUACUACGAUGAAGAUAUGAGCAGUAGCGAGUAUAGCAGUGACACCCUCAGUGUAGGUAUUUCAGCAUUGAAAUUAGAUGAUGAGAAUAUCAAAGAAGAGAAUGACAUACAGCAGCAAGUGUUAUUGGAGCCAUCAGCAGCGCAAAGAAAUCUAGAAGCUAUACAAUCAGCCUCCAUUUCUUCGUCGACCAUUCCUUCCGUUUUGGAUUACUUGACGUAUUCAACGCCUACACCGAAAUAUACUGGUCUCUUCAAUCCUUUCGCUCACAUGUCUAUGUUGACUUCUAACAAUGCAGUCGCUUCUUUCUUUAAUGUUGCUGCUGCUACUCCUCCCGCUGCUACAAAUACAACUACAACAACAAAUCCUGCUGCUGUUGCUGCUAAUUUAGAUUCUCCGGUACGUAGACAUUCCAGAUUCAACUUUGCUCAAGCAUAA
This is a messenger RNA of Mycotypha africana, 1896 nucleotides long. RefSeq lists its product as uncharacterized. The coding region runs from base 1 to 1896 and encodes 631 amino acids. The record is from RefSeq and is a predicted model, not a curated record. Lineage: Eukaryota; Fungi; Mucoromycota; Mucoromycetes; Mucorales; Mycotyphaceae. Gene Ontology annotation, biological process: protein ubiquitination. Gene Ontology annotation, cellular component: CCR4-NOT complex. The transcript is spliced from 7 exons. Gene Ontology annotation, molecular function: metal ion binding; RNA binding; ubiquitin-protein transferase activity.